UUUCCCCCCGGACACAACCCCCCACGGGAGCAUCCAGUACGAAGAGUUGGAUAAACUGAAACAGACGAAGGUGUUCCUGAGUGAGAAGCUCAUUAGGCACGACUGGUCUCAGACGGCUGACCGUGUUUUCGUAACUCUCUACAAGAAGGGCCUCCGUGAAAACGACUGCCUCCACUACGUUGAAGAAGGUCGUCUCUCAGUUAUGAUUAAAAUGGACGCGGACGAGAUGUACCUCCUCGAAAAACGACUCUUCUCAAAAAUAAUCCCCAACCGGACAAGCGUUUCUGUAACUCCAAUGAAAAUCGAAGUCACACUUGAGAAGCUCCAACCAGACGUUGAAUGGCCCCAACUCGAGGAAAGAGAAAAGGACAAAGUGAACGGACUAGCCAAAAGCAAGGAAAAUCUUCUGAACCCGUUUAGUGGAAAAAGCACCCACGAAUGGGACAAGCUAACAAAGUCCAUAAAGGAUGAGGAAGAGGAGGGAAGCAUCGAUACCUUCUUUAGGAAAAUAUAUAACGAAGGAGAUGACGAUACGAAGAGAGCCAUGAUAAAGUCGUUUCAAACCUCCCGGGGAACGAUCCUCUCCACAAAUUGGAAAGACGUCCAGCACAAGAACUACGAACAGGUGAACAGGAGAGGCGCUGAUGAGGAGAAGCACUCAUGA
Messenger RNA from Plasmodium cynomolgi strain B, 664 nucleotides. Its product is annotated as SGS domain containing protein. The annotation marks the transcript as partial. Lineage: Eukaryota; Apicomplexa; Aconoidasida; Haemosporida; Plasmodiidae. The record is from RefSeq and is a predicted model, not a curated record. Gene Ontology annotation, molecular function: protein-folding chaperone binding. The transcript has 7 exons.